Molecule: messenger RNA, 4376 nt
Organism: Patiria miniata (bat star)
Lineage: Eukaryota; Metazoa; Echinodermata; Asteroidea; Valvatida; Asterinidae
Product: adhesion G protein-coupled receptor L1-like
Exons: 28
Coding region: 324-3764 (1146 amino acids)
Biological process (GO): adenylate cyclase-activating G protein-coupled receptor signaling pathway; cell surface receptor signaling pathway
Cellular component (GO): membrane
Molecular function (GO): G protein-coupled receptor activity
Source: RefSeq, a predicted model, not a curated record
UCGUCGCCGCGACAUGCUGGUAAUUGCACCGCGCCCUGCAGACAAACCUGCUGACACAAGCGGACACCAUCUCGGACGACAUUAACGCCUGUCAAGUGCCACCGGCGGCGAAAUAAACGAAGGAUGAUUGCCUAGCGCCGGACGCUGUCAAAGAAUCACCGAAAACACUUCCAAAUUAGCGUGUAAAUUAACUCCUGCUGCUAUUUUGAACACAAAGUUCGACACCCAAGAGAGUUUCAGAACGAAAGGAUCUCCGAAUCGCCACCGAGGCGAGGUUGUUUUGUCCACUUGCUCCGAAGGAAAACACCAGCGGGGAUAACGAAAUGACGCGUCGCGUCAAACCCACGACCACAGCAGCAAGGCACGCUUCGGAAAUCAUCCUGAUGGUCGGGCUGAUUGGAGCACUGGUCUGGAGUAUUCAUGGCAAAAGUUGUUCCGGCAAAGACGAAUGCAAGCCUGAGAUAAGUUGUCACAGUGUGCGCUGGUCCUGCAAUGGAACUGACACAGAUUCCCCUACGGCAGCACCUACUCAGGACCCUCUCAACACCAGGUGUUGCGUUCACCUGGGCACCUGUGGGGGUGAUGUAGAGGUGGCCGGUUGGAUCAACGUGCGCAACUCCAGCAUUGAGCUGGAUGGCGUCCCUUACUCGGCACAAUGGCUGGACACGUUCGUCACUGAGGGAAAUGCAACUCAGCCAGCGAUCAUCAAGUCUACUUACGCGGGAUCCUGGAGCACCUUGAAGCAAGCCGGCUACAAGUUUCCCUCCCAGAUGUUUGUAGCCGAGCCCACCAACAGCUGCACGGUGGACGGGGACCCCAAGUGGCCGGAGUGGUACCAAGUCACUGUCAACGUCAUCAACGGUGUCGACACUGAUGGCACUUUAGAGAUUGAGGGUGAGACGCCCAAGGACUGCUUGUGUGACGUGGAGUGGGACUGUCUGGACAGCGCCUGCUGGGUGGAAACGCAGAACACAUCAGAGGCUGGUGCCAGCCUGUCCAAAACCAAUUCUACACUGGAGGACAAAGUGGCAAAGUUUUGUCGAAGCAGCGAUAACGUUACCAUUGCUAACUACACCGCCUCCUCGUACUUUGCCCUUGGUUUUGGGCCGGAUCAGACUGCAAUUGACUCCUUCAACUUCAACACCAGCGUGGAGGGCGGUUGGGGCCCUGACCUGGACGACACAAACAUGUGGAUUCAGGUGGAACUGACCGAGGACACCAUUAUAUCUGGAAUAAUGACCCAGGGUGUAGCUGUGAACCCGGAACGUCGAGUCGAUGAGUUUAUGGUUGAGUACGAAGCAUCAGACUCGAGCACACAAAUCUUUGGCAGCAAUAUGCUCUUCAAAGCCGGAGCCAGACUGGACACCAAAAUGAUCAAUAGUUUCCCGACGCCCAUCAAAGCCAACCGAGUGAAGCUGCUCAUCUCCAAACCCUGCGAUCCCUAUUAUGUCGGACUGCGUUUCGCACUCCUUGGGUGCCUUGUUUGUGAUACGAACGGUGAUUGCACUGAAUCUGCUGGCGGGGUUUGUGAACCACAGAAAUUCUGUACAUACCAAGAGGCCACCACGACCGUCGUGGGGUCGACGACUGCUGCCGGUGACACCACUACAGUGCCAGCAGGUCAGACCACAGCAGUGCCAGCAAGUGAGACCACAGCAGUGCCAGCAAGUGAGACCACAGCUGACCAAGCGAUAACACCUGGGGAUUCACAGACCACCUCAGCAGCGACCCCUGUCCCGCCCACAAAGGGUCGAGACCCCACUACAGCUGUGCCGGGCAUGACCACCACUCCUCAACCCGUCCAGACUGCUACUGAACAGACUAGUGGUACACCUCCAGCAUCACUCAUUGAGGACAGAGUCGCGGAAGCGACACAGGGGCUUCCCCCUAAAGUCAAGACGGUGGUUGAAGAUCUCAUCCUUAUUGGCGGCACAAUAGACGGCGAUGCUGGGCCAGACCCGUCAGCGUAUCCUAAGGAGAACGUGACUGGGAGCGCCGUCCAGGCUGGCCUGAAUGUCAUCCGUAACAUCACCGUGGAUGCCAACACCACGAAGAACAACGAUCUGCAAGUGGACAUUGUCAAGAGUGCCUGGAACUUUCUGGUUGCCGUUGCCGGCUCCAACGCAUUUGUCGAGAACGGCAACAUUGACGAGAAUCUUUUGAGUGAGUACAUGGAUGUGUCAAGUCUCAUCCUGGAUGAAGACCGCAAAGAGGCCUGGAAGCAAGUUCAGGAGGAGAGCAUUGCGGGGCCUCUGGGCAUUGUCACCUCGGUGGAAGAACUAGCUCAGGGAGUCGCUGAAUCUGCAGCUGAGCCAUUCAACUUGCGCAUCGAAGUUGACAAGCCCAACAUUGUGGGACUUAUUAGCGGAUCAGCAAAGGAGCAAUUUCAGGAGAAAGGUUACGUGCACAACUUCUCUAGCGAAAAUCCCAAGGAUUGGACUGAGGUCACUAUCUCCAAAGAAGCUUUCCUAAAUGACCGAAAUGUGAAGAACUUGCCUGUCAACGACUCGCUGGUGGUUGUGGUCCUGAAGUUCUCCAGCAUAGCAGAUGUUUUAGACAAAAACGACGUACAGGAUAAGACACCCCCGAAUGGGAAGACCAAGAGAGUGGGUAGUGACAUCUUGUCCAUCAGUGUGGUCAGCGACGGGACCAUCUCGAUGCCUGUGUCCUUCAGACUCGGGCAUGAAGAGCGUAAACCUUUGGAAAACCAAGUGUGUAACUUCUGGAAACCACAUAACAAAAUCAUCGGAGAGUGGUCAAAAGAGGGUUGUGUAACUUCAGACGAGAAGGUUCAAUCCACCAAGUGUACCUGCAGUCACAUGACCAACUAUGCAGUGCUGAUGUGGCUGGGUGAAGAGCCACCUCCCGCGGAUGGAGCACUUGAUAUCAUCACCAAAGUGGGUCUUCUGGUGUCCAUUUCUGCUCUUGCCUUGGCAGUGGGACUCUUGCUCUUCCUGAGGUCAUCCCUGAACUCGGAGCGCAUCGUCAUCCACAUGCAUCUGAUGAGUGUUACCUUGGUGGCGCUGAUUCUCUUUCUAGUCGCUGUUGACAAGACAGAAAAUAAGCUGGUUUGCCAGUUCAUCACCAUUGCCCUGCACUUCUUCUACCUGUCCAUGUUCAGCUGGAUGCUGGUGGAGGGUAUUCAUCUCUACCGCCAGAUCAUUGCCGUCUUUGAGAGCGAGAAAUCCCGCUUGUGGGUCUACUUUGCCAUUGGAUGGGGAAUUCCCAUCAUUGUGGUUGGAACCACAUCUGGAAUUUUCUUCGAUAAGUACAAAGACCAUGAUCUGUGUUGGCUGUCUGUGCUUGACGGCAGUAUUUGGGCGUUCCUGGGAGGCAUGAUCCCCAUCCUGUUGGUAAACUUGGUCGUGCUGUUCAUGGUGUCGCGUAUUGUGAUGUCAGCUGCCAAGCUGCAACAGGAGAAGCCUGCAUUCAACAGUGCCAAGGCCGGUCUGCGUAGUUCCCUGCUCCUUCUGCCUAUUCUCGGUAUCACCUGGGUGUUUGGGUACUUUGCCCAUUACCACGCGGCCCUGCAGUACAUGUUUGUGACGCUGAAUUCCUUUCAGGGAUUCUUUAUGGCUCUGUUCCACUGCUUUAUGAGUAGCGAGGUGAAUAGCGCCCUCAAGCAGAAGAUCCGAAAGGUGAAGGAGAGCAGUCUGGGCGGAGCCUCCACUGUGGACUCGUCACACAAACCAGCGAUGUUUACGAGCGGGAUAAGGAAAGUGAAGGUUUGCCCAUCUCAAACAGAUAACACCAAUGACUACUAAUGGGACGAUUUGACCUUUGACACCUGACCUCUAAAAUUAUGUAUAUUCUACAGAGGUCAGAAAUUUGAUCAAUUUUAUGGUAUAAAAAUCUUUAUUGAGGAGUACGUGUUUAAAGUGAUGUUUUAAUUUGUAGUUGUUGCGGAAGUGAAGCAGUUUUGAAAAUAAAACGUAUGUGGCAAAAUAAGUCUAAAUGAUUUAAAAGACAAAAUGAAAAAAAAUAACCGGUUAAAUGUUCUUGUUUUAAAAUCUGUUGUUCUGGAUCCACCGUGAAAUUGAGUUUCUUGCAGUGAGGUAUUUAAAAUCAGCGGGGAGGUUUUGGAGAAGUCGGUAGAAUUGAGGCAGGCAACAGCAUCUUGGGGCUUUAGUGUCUUGAAUUGUUUUAACGUCCAAAUUAAUUCCCCGUUGGGUAUGUACCAAACGGCGAGGGAGAUGACGAUGUGAAGAGGAAAACAAUCUUCAGAAAUUUGAUUGUUUUUUUGUCUGUGAAAUUCGCUAUUUAAAUUUGCUAUUUACAUUUUGUAUAUUCAAUUCACGGAAUGAAUGUAGUAUCCAGACUUCACUUCAGCGGUUGUGUACAAAGUCUUAAAAUUGGACAGGCUUGUCAGUCCCAGA